AAAACUGCCGCUCUCAGAUUCCUCACAAGGUUGGAGCCACGGUUUCUUAGUCCUCAGGAGAAGAGAGAGAAAACCCAUUUUCAAUCUUCUCAUAGUUUCUGCAGAAAAGAAGAGAGAGAAAGCCAUUUCAAGCCUCUUAGACCUUCUGGAGAAAAGAGGAGAACGAAAAUCCAUCUCAUUUUCUUGCGAAAACACUCAGUAGAGAAGGGAAAGAGAGAAAACCUAUCUGAAUUCUGUGAAAACAUUUUUUUGCAGAAAGAAGAGAUACCCACUUGAGUUGUUGCAAAGUAACGUCGGAAAUGGCUAAUUUUUCAAAUGGUGGGCGUUAUUUCUGGCUUUGUGUGGCCAUGGUCGUUGCCAUUAACACGCUCAGGGGAGAUUCAUACGAGUAUAAAGUUGCUGUAACUGGAAAGUGGCUUGAACCCCCAUUUAAUAGAACUGAAGUCUAUAAUCAGUGGGCAUCAAAGACGAGGUUUCGUGCAGGAGAUUCACUUUACUUCAAGUACAAAGAGCCAGACUGUCUCCUUGUGGUGAGCCAAGAGGACUACUCUAAAUGCAACUCUACUAAUCCUCUCUCUCUCUACAAUGAUGGAGAGACCGUCUUCAACCUCACAAGGCCAGGCCUCUUCUUCUUCAUCAGUGGAAUCCCCUCUCAUUGCCAAAAGGGCCAAAGACUCAUUGUUAGGGUUCUUGGCGACAUGCCAUAUGGCAGCCCACCAGCACUCCCCCCAAGCUACCCGUUCCCACUACCACCACAGCCUUAUUCCCUCUCUCCUUCUCCUUCACCUCUGCCGAAUUUCGCAAUUCCGUCCAUGCCCUCCACUUUCUCUCUCUACAUGGCUUCCUCCCUUCUCUCUACUCUAGCACUCUUUCUAUUCAAUAAAUUGUAAUGUGAUUCUUAGUUGAAGUUGUGUUUUGUGUGUUGGCUUAGUUUGUGUCGGAUUCCGUCGAACAUUUGGUAUUGUGUCGCAGAUUCCGGAGAACAUUUAGAGUUAUGUUUCUUUAUUAGUGGUUAUAAGUAAGAUAUUUGAUAUAUUUACAUGCAUAGUGAGGCGAUUGGUAAGGGAUAGGGUGUUUCAGUGUGUCAGAUUCCGGCCAUUGUUUUAAGUUUUCUUAUUCUUAUUUUUGUUGUUGUGCUAGGCUUUGGUGAAUGGAUUGUAAUACGUUGUGAAUUUGAUUU
This is a messenger RNA of Amborella trichopoda, 1180 nucleotides long. NCBI's taxonomy places the organism in Eukaryota, Viridiplantae, Streptophyta, Magnoliopsida, Amborellales, Amborellaceae. The record is from RefSeq and is a predicted model, not a curated record.